UUGCGGUGUGCUACCAUGAUGGGUUUGUUUGGCGUCCAUCAUGCUGCAAUGUUACUUGUUGGCACUGCCAGGCAGAAGUAAAAACCCUCUUAUAUGAAGUAGUGGGCAUGUAUUCCCACUACCAUUCCCACAGAAUACGGUGAAGACUAGGUCUACCUUGCUUUCUCACAAGUUGCAGCCUUGUCACUCAUAUCACAAUCACCCCUUGAUCCCUCUACUGAUCGACAUGGGCGUUGAUCCGUGUUGCAACACUUGGCGUAUCUUAGCAUGAAACUGCCAAUGUGUAAACAUUGUAACACAGCUGUCAGUUGUGUGUGUGCUUAAAUGGCAAACUUGCGCGUAAAGAACAACGAGAGCGUUGAUCUGCUUUCCACAAACUUGACGCAUGAUGGAUCACCCUACUGCUUUGUUCGUCGACGCUGGCAUCCAGGCAUCUAAGUACUUCAAUGUUGGAAUGUUUGCUAUUUUAAUUUUUGAUUAUUUCAUUACCCUGGAGACAGAGUCAGAGUGGGUCUGGCACCGCAGAUGGACUUUCGUGCGAUUUGUGUUUACUGUAUCACGAUACUUGCCAUUUUUCGCCAUUGGAAUGACAUUCACGGGUGCGCUUCGAACACAGUACUAUCCUGGUGAAAGUUGUGUUAGAUUUGGACAAGCGUCCAACGUGUUGCAUAUCAUCUGCAUUCUGGCCGCAGAAGGCUUGCUCAUAACGAGGAUUUACGCUUCCUGGAGGAGUAAGCGUCUACUGACAUUCCUUAUUGUUUUUCCCGUCAUUUGUUUUGCGGUCUCUUAUAUCAUAUCGGACACUCCCUUGAUCUUCAAUUCCAAAAACACGACCUCGAUUAAUAUACCGAAUCCGGGCCACUGUCUUUUCGUGGGCGGCAGAAAUAACGUUUACGAGUACGCUGCUCUGUUACUGUACGAACUGGUCCUCUUUUGCUUGAUGUUGUACAUCAGAUUCAGCAAGUACGGCAAUGCCGUCGGACUACUCCAAAGAACGUUCUUCAACGACUCGGCGAGAUAUAUGAUAUGCAUCAUGAUCGUAUCAUCGUUUAACAUAAUUUUGACCAUGGCUCCUCCGGUCACAUGGGUUUCUAUCACAGACUCUCCGCAGAUUGUCAUCCACAGUGUUCUAGCCUCUCGGAUUCUUUUCAACCUACGAGCGAGUGAAGGACAAACGCAUAUUCAUACACUGACGGAUAUAUCUGAGUUGCAGUUUGGAGGAGGCCAAUUUUCAACGGUGGUAUAUGGUGUUUAAUCAACUUUAUGUAUGCAGUGCAGGCCUGGUCCUACUGUGUAUGUAUCCCAUGUCACAUACUAAUUGUACCUACGAACUACGAUGUCUGCUUACCUGCUCAAGACCAUCACUAACGGC
This is a messenger RNA of Suillus discolor, 1372 nucleotides long. RefSeq lists its product as uncharacterized. Lineage: Eukaryota; Fungi; Basidiomycota; Agaricomycetes; Boletales; Suillaceae. Bases 386 to 1255 code for a protein of 289 amino acids. The transcript is spliced from 16 exons. The record is from RefSeq and is a predicted model, not a curated record.